GCGCAAUACAAAACGCGGUGCACACGCCGCCCGGGCAGAAACGUCGAAAACGGGCGCGCGCUUACGGCGUGCAAAUAUACACGGAGGUAUACGCGCGGGCGGUACGGGGCGGGGUCUGGAUGGCGGAGAGUUGCGCGCGCGCUCGGCGGCAGGGCGAGUGCUAGCAGCACGCACCAUCAGCACCACCGACAGCACCGACGGCAGCAGCGGCAGGACCACAGCGUUGGGAGCAGCCAGCCAGCGGUUGCAUCAGCAGCGGCAGCAGUAGUAGUGGCGCGCUUGGACGCGUUUGUAUGUGUGUGCAUGUGUGCGUGUGUGUGUGUGUGAGAGAGAGAGAGAGAAAGAGAUAAAAAGCACGAGCGUGUGUGUGUGUGUGUGUGUGUGUGGUGGCUGCGCGCGCCAAAGACGUUCCGCCGAGUACGCGAAGACAGGUUUUCGUACACAGUCGUACCGCGGUUACCGCUGUCGUCGCAAUAACCACUGCGAAAACGUCUCAUCGGUAUAAUAAUAAUAAUUGUACGGUAUCGUCGGUCAUCGCAUACAAUAACAUAUAUAUAUAUAUAUAUUUAUAUUAUAUAAUAUCCGUUUCCGAGGCCUAGACACGUCGUCGUCCGUCGCAUAGCUGCCCGUCACCUCGGAAACCGGCCCAUCCGUGUGUGUUGUUCACCGGUCGCGGACGCCGCGUCGCUCCGGGCCGCAGCGAGCUUUCCUGUUUCCGUGUUUUUCGGCACGCGCCACGUCGAAGGGCGGCGUUGUACCGGUCCACCGCCGUCACAGCAACAGCGCAAAAGCCUCCGUCGCCGCUGCCAUUACACAAUGGACGCGACGGUCGGCCACCGUCCCGCGGACACCCAUCGGCGCCCAAAUACUGGUGACGAGCUCGACGGCCAGCAGCUGGUGUACGGCUGUCAGCGACGACAGGACGACGGACGUCAGAAGGAGCCACUAAUCGUUGUUGGCCGCAACGCGUCCUGUUGAUAGGAGACCGGACGUCGACGACGAGGACGGGUCGCGCGCGCCACCGCAACCGCCGCCGCUGAAUGGGACAUGGGAAUACUCCCGGAUCUGCUCAUCGUCUACCUGAUCAUUGCAGAAACGCUAUGCGGACCUCACGAGAAGCGAUUGCUCAACGAUUUAUUAGACCCUUACAACACACUAGAGAGGCCUGUAGCUAAUGAAUCGGAGCCACUACAGCUUAGUUUCGGCCUUAUGCUCAUGCAAAUCAUAGAUGUGGAUGAAAAGAAUCAGCUGUUAAUUACCAAUAUGUGGUUAAAAUUGGAGUGGAAUGACGUCAACCUCAGGUGGAACCACAGUGACUAUGGUGGUGUAAAAGAUUUGAGAAUACCUCCGCACAAGAUAUGGAAACCAGAUAUGCUCAUGUAUAAUAGCGCUGAUGAAGGUUUCGACGGCACGUACGCAACCAACGUGGUGGUAAACAGCAAUGGUAGUUGUGUAUUCAUACCACCGGGAAUAUUCAAGAGUACGUGCAAAAUCGAUAUCACAUGGUUCCCCUUCGAUGAUCAAAAAUGUGAUAUGAAAUUUGGCAGUUGGACAUACGACGGAUUUCAGUUGGACCUUCAACUUCAAGAUGAUAAUGGAGGAGACAUCAGUGGUUUUAUUACUAAUGGUGAAUGGGACCUGCUUGGCGUUCCCGGAAAGCGCAAUGUGAUCUACUACAGUUGCUGCCCCGAACCGUACAUAGACAUAACGUUUUCCAUCCUAAUUAGAAGGCGCACCUUGUAUUACUUUUUCAACCUGAUAGUUCCGUGCGUGUUGAUUGCAUCUAUGGCCGUACUAGGAUUUACUCUACCGCCGGACUGUGGCGAAAAGCUAUCUCUAGGUGUAACGAUUCUCCUGUCGUUGACCGUUUUUCUAAACAUGGUGGCCGAGACAAUGCCGGCUACUUCGGACGCAGUUCCUCUUUUAGGAGUGACAAUCCUCCUAUCACUGUCCGUAUUCUCACUCAUGAUAGCCGAUGCCUUACCACAAACAUCUGAAGCUAUCCCCUUACUAGGUACUUAUUUCAACUGUAUCAUGUUCAUGGUUGCAUCUUCAGUCGUGUCCACAAUCAUGAUCCUGAAUUAUCACCACCGUAAUGCGGACACUCACGUCAUGUCAAAAUGGGUAAAACUCAUGUUCCUGGUGUGGAUGCCGUGCUUGUUGUGCAUGAGCCGACCGAACCGCGACGAUCCGCCCGGCAACGGAAACAAAUCGUCAGACUGCAAGAACAAGUCGGCGGCAUCGUCGAUCCACCACCUGCCCGACCUGGAGUUCCGGGCCAAGUCUUCCAGGAGCCUGCUGGCCAACGUGCUCGACCUGGACGACGAUCUGCGCUCGUCCACCCGGAGCUACCCGGGCGCCCGGAGCCAAGUGGCGCCGAUGCCCGAGCACGUCAUGGUCGAACAGCAACAGCAACAGCACACGAUGUUGUCCGGCGGCGGCGGGGCGGCGUCCGCGACUUCGUGCCUAGGACCGCACCGAGAGCUGUCGCUCAUCCUUAAGGAGCUCCGGAUGAUCACGGACAAGCUGCGCAAGGACGAGGAGGACGAGGAGAUCACCAACGACUGGAAGUUCGCGGCCAUGGUGGUCGACCGCAUGUGCCUGUACAUAUUCACCUUCUUCACGGUGGCCGCCACCAUAGCGGUUCUCAUGUCCGCGCCGCACGUCAUUGUCACGUGAUUGCGCCAUCGAUGUCGUCGCGUCCAGUUCCAGUUCCAGCUCCAGCUCCAGCUCAUCUCUUUCUCACUCUCUCUAUAUCUACACGUCAUACGUAUAUCGUCAUAUAUAUAAUAUAAUAUAGGUAAUAUGAAAUGGAUGCAGCGGAGCAGCAAUAUUAUGUAACGACCGCAUGAAGUAGCUCUCCAUAGCACGCGGAAAAUUGACAUGUAGAAAUCGGUGUGGUACCGUUUUAAAUUAUUCAUACAAGAUAAUUAUGAUAUUAUUAAAUUAUUAAAUUAUUAAUAUUAUUAAAUACUCCUAAUAUCUAAAAUUAUUAUAAUUAUAAUUUUUUUUCUCGAAACUACUUCUUUUCUAAUGGUUAACUAAAGUAUGUCUAUGAAUAUAUCUAUUUGGUUUAAAAAGUAAUAAUAAUAAUGAUACAUUACUUUAGCCCUGCUCCUUGAAACGAAUUAAUAUGAACGAACAAAAGAAAUUAAGGUUGAGUAGAUUUUAUAUCAACGUAAAUCUGUUCCAUAAAACAUUAAAUUGACUCGUCAAACAUUACAUCAAUAUUAUAAAUAUCCGCAUAAAUAACGUUUGA
Molecule: messenger RNA, 3259 nt
Organism: Melanaphis sacchari
Lineage: Eukaryota; Metazoa; Arthropoda; Insecta; Hemiptera; Aphididae
Product: neuronal acetylcholine receptor subunit alpha-7-like
Exons: 11
Coding region: 1048-2679 (543 amino acids)
Biological process (GO): nervous system process; regulation of membrane potential; chemical synaptic transmission
Cellular component (GO): postsynaptic membrane; synapse; neuron projection
Molecular function (GO): transmembrane signaling receptor activity; acetylcholine-gated monoatomic cation-selective channel activity
Source: RefSeq, a predicted model, not a curated record